Chelonia mydas (Green sea turtle) is the source of this 4070-nucleotide messenger RNA. RefSeq names its product serpin family E member 3 (gene SERPINE3). Gene Ontology annotation, biological process: negative regulation of endopeptidase activity. Lineage: Eukaryota; Metazoa; Chordata; Testudines; Cheloniidae. The transcript has 7 exons. Gene Ontology annotation, molecular function: serine-type endopeptidase inhibitor activity. The record is from RefSeq and is a predicted model, not a curated record. Bases 2305 to 3528 code for a protein of 407 amino acids.
UUCAUUUAUUGUCUCGAGUAAUUUUUCUUUUUCUUUCUACAAAUUAUAGACCCAAAUCCUGCUUGCCCUAGGUAAGAUAUCUCUUUGCUUUCUAUGCAUAAAUUAUAUGAGCAGGGUCUGGCCCUGUCAUACCUGGAAAGCUGUAAAAACUUGAAAUUGUGUUUAAAAUGGGUAAUUGUCAGUAUUGUACUUCUGGUUAAUUCAAAGCUAGUUUCAUCGCUUCUAAUUUCUUCUCAGGAAGAACAACAACAAAGAGUAGAUGAAACCCUUAAAAGUUUGGAAUGAUGUUAAAAAAAUACCAUGGACAACAAAGACCUUUAAUUGCAUGGGAUUUCUGAAUAACGUUUCAAAAUAAAAAACUGUGUGCCUGGUACACAAAGAACUAUGUCUCCUUCCCUUUGUGACAGAGGAAUCAAUGGAAUUCAUAAAAAGGGGAGGGAGAAAGAUGAGAGAUAGGAGAUGCCUUGCUUAGCACAAGCAGGUCACAAGUCCCUUGAAAGGAAGUUGCUGACUGUAUCUCCAUAUGUACAGUAAAAGCUGUGUUAUCUGGCACUUUACCAACCGGAAAGCUCUAGAAACCAGCAUUUCUGAUAUCUCCCAAUCCAAAUCUUCAGUGGGGUUGCCAGGCUCCCUACCUGGCUCCCCAGAAGCAGCGACAUGUCCCUGCUGCUCCUAGGAGGAGGAACAGCCCCGGGGGUGCUGUACGCUGCCCCUGCCACGAGCGCUGGCUCUGCAACUCCCAUUGGCUGGGAACCACAGACAAUAGGAGCUGCGGAGGUGGUGCCUGCAGGUGGAGGCAGUAAGCAGAGCCGCCUGGCCAAGUUUCCGCUUAGGAGCAACAGGGACACAUCGCCACUUGCGGUGAGCCACCUGAGGUGAGUGUCGCCUGGAUCCGGCACCCCGUAUCCCCUCCUGCACCCCAACCCCCAGCCUGAGCCUCCUCCCACACUCAAACUCCCUCCCUCCAUUGGUAAGUAUAACUCUUAGUUAAUCGGAAUUUUUGACUAACCGGCACCCCCCAUUCCCCCAACAUGCCAGAUAACAAAGCUUUUCCUGUACCUUUUUGUUCCUUGCCUUGGAUUUGCUGAUCAGUGACAUGCCUAUUUGCCUGGCUCUACCUAGAGUCUGUAGCCUACAGGAAUUUGGACAGAGUGGUACAGACAUCGCCGAUAGAGACUGCGAUCACUGACUAUUCCUUUAAAUGCAGUCCCAUGACUUAAACCGUACUCCACCACAUAUUAAAGAAGGGGACAGAAGUACAUACAGAGCUCCAGCUCAGAGGCACAGGACACGGCAAGGCAAUUAAAUACAGCUAACUGUGAGUAAACAUAAGGAGUUAGAGGUGCUCUCUAGAGCAAAGGGCACAGAAAGAGAUUUGUGUGAAAUCCUAAACUGAAGCCGGAGUAACUUUUUAAAAAAUACACAUUUGUAUAAAAUAUUCAGAAUCUAAAAUGAGGUGUAGAAAACUACUGUCUCAUUUCAGCAAUUUGGAGGGUUGCUUUAUUUAUUGCUUUUUUAGGAAACAUUCUAAAUAGUUUUAAUCUCAUACUACCUCAGACCUGAUUAAAAAGAUGAUUUCCCCCAAUAUAAAAAUCCAAAGCGGUGACUCUGUCAGCAAUCACAGAACUCUUUUGCAAAUACAACCCCAUUUGCAGUGGAGGUAUUCUAUGACGGUAGUUAGGAGGGAUGCCUUGGCUGCAGAUUUUUGCACGCUAAGGCCAAAAUUCUCAAGCCUGGUGCUCAGUACCGCCGCUCCCAAUGGAAGUCAACCAGUGCUAUGGAUGUCCAGCAUCUUUGAAAAUCGAUCACUUUUAUUUAGGUACCUAACUAUGGAUGUAGCAGCCGAUGGAUACAGAGCCUGUAAGCACUCAAGGGUCAAAAUUGUAGCUUAAUAUUUAUUAAGGAAUCAAAAUCAGAAUUGAACAGGUAGUUAAUAUGCUGGACAGCUGCUUUUCACACUAUGGAGCAUGAAUAAUUUUUUUGUGGGUGCAUAUCUGGGCCACAUGUAUUGUAAUGGUCAACCAUCAAAUGAGAGCUGCUAUACUGGCUGUGGUCUUGAGGAAGACUGGAAAUUGUUAGCUGGUGAAAGCACAUCAGUAUCCGAAGAUAUUUUCCUUUUGCAUGACACCAAUUGGACUGUACCUUGGUAGGUUUGUUACCAGUAUUUAUUUCCAUGGUAAGUCUCAGCUUUAUGAGCAUGUAAAGCAAUAGUUCACAUGUCAUCCGUCCCUAUCAUUUUCUGACUGUUCGUAUUGUUAAUUACAGGUGUAAUUAUCUGUGGGAGAUAUUCCAUAGUUCGCUUUCAUGUUGCCCGUUGUCUUCACUGUGCUUGUUCUGUACUCUUGCUUCUUAACCAACGGAAGCUGUGAGCUCUAUGAUGAGCUAAAGGAGUUGAAAACUAAAUUUGACAUCAAUCUCUACCAGCGAUUAGCAGAACCACAGAACAGAACUAACCUGAUAGUUGCACCAGCAAGUGUGUCCAUUUCUUUGGGGCUACUGCAGUUUGGAGCUCAAGGAAACACCCUUAUGCAGCUGGAAAAUGCUCUUGGAUACAACAUCCACGAUCCAAAAGUGCAGGACUUCUUGCAUACCGGAUAUGAAGAAGUGACCAACUCUAGCCAAGGCCCUGUGGUUCAGUUGGCAUGUGCCCUAUUUGUGCAAGCUGGAGUUCACCUGUCUCCUGACUUCAUUGAGCAUAGUGCACUCUGGGCAAACAGCAGCCUCCAAAAAAUCAACUUCAGUGAGCCUAACAGCACUGCUGCACAGAUAAAUGAAUGGGUUACCAGUAACACUGAAGGUGGAGAAGCAGACUGCAUACAUCUGGAUACAGCUGGUUCACCACUUACCCAGAUGGCUGUGGUGAGCACCAUGUACUUCAAAAGCAUGUGGCAAAAGAAAUUCUCUUUCACAGAUACUCAGUCCUUGCCUUUUACCACUGCAGAGGGCAUCACCCUGAAAGUGCCCACAAUGUACCACACGGCUGAGGUCAAUUAUGGUCAGUUCCAUACCACAUCGCUGGAGCGUUUCAGUGUAGCAGAGUUGCCUUAUCUGGGGGAGAGAGUCAGUAUGUUUGUGGUGCUUCCCAGUGACAGGAGGACAUCUCUGUCCCAGAUUGAGUCACACCUCUCAGCUAAAAUCAUCACUGUUUGGGCCAACAGCUUAAAGAGAAUGAAGAUGGAUAUUUUUCUACCUAGAUUCAGAAUUCAAAGUCACUUUGACUUAAAAAUGGUUUUACCUGCCUUGGGAAUUACAGACAUAUUUGAUCCAACUGAGGCUGAUUUUAAAGGUAUUUCAGAGCAAGGCGGGCUUUACAUUUCAGAAGCUAUUCAUAGAGCAAAGAUUGAAGUGACAGAAGAAGGUGCAAAAGCAUCAGGAGCUACAGCUAUGGUGCUACUAAAAAGAUCUCGAACUCCUAUUUUCAAAGCAGACAGACCUUUCAUCUUUUUCCUAAGGCACGCCAAUACAGGUACACAUAAUUCAUUUGUUCAGUAUAGGAGUCACUCACCUAACAGUAAAAAAAUCUUAUGAGUGUGUCCCAUAAAUAAAUAAGGAGCUAUUCUCUAAAAUGACUACAAUUUCCAUAAAACUCCUUUAAAAACAAUCUGUAGAAUAAAUUUUCAACUACAAACAGUGGAAGCAGAAAAAUUGACAAUCAUGGGAAUUCAGUUAGACUGUUCUUCGGCAUAAAUUUAGUACCCGAAGGCACUCUGAUGGUCCUGGGGACUAACAUUCAUUUAUCCAAAGAAUGGAAAGGUAAAGCACAUGCAGGUGCAGUGCAAGUUUCUCCUCCCCUGUCCUGCCUCUAUGCCUGAAAUCUAAGCAUCUCCUUAUCUGGAGAGGCAUGGGGCCUAAUCUGUCCUGCCACUGCUUUGUGUCUUGCCGAGACAAGCAAGAAAGUUGCCACUUGUAAGUAUUAAAAGUGUCUUUAGUAAGCAAAUUGAACAAAAAAAAUUAAAACUUACUAUACUCAACUAUGCACUUAAUAGGAUGAAAAUUGGACUGUAAAAUACAAAUUUAGAGAAAUCAAGUAGAGCAAGAAAGAAACCACAAACAGCAUUCUAAUCAGAAUA